AUGUUCAGCAUGCGGUUUCGAGCGUGGCGCCAGGCGUGGGCCCAGUUGCCACCGCAUGGCCCGCGACGGGCAGCCAGCCCACAGGGCGCGACGUGGCGGGCCGGAACCCACUCAUUGGGUCAGAUCUGCGUAGUCGUUUUUUUUUUUUUUUUGGGGGUGGAGGGGUAUGACGCGCUGCGGCGUUUGCCCUGCGUGGCGGAAGCAUAUGCCUCACGCUCCACCGCUGCCGCCCCGCCCGCUGUGGGCAGGGGCCCUUUUUCGCAGCUCCACGUGGCGGCGACGGGCCUUUUUGACGAUGUUGGCUGGCGCACCGGCCAGCGAAUCAAUUUGCAAGCAUCAAGGAAAAGGGGGCAUGCUGAAGUUUUUCUGGAAGUUGGCUGCGAAGGGGAGAAACCCGCCGGCGAAGGACACACAGUACGCGGCAAUCCGUCACUUCCCGGGUGGGAUGCGGGAGGCCAAUGGAAGGUGAUUUCGCAAGGCGGUGGAAAAACAGGGAAUUAA
Trypanosoma rangeli is the source of this 501-nucleotide messenger RNA. RefSeq lists its product as uncharacterized. The record is from RefSeq and is a predicted model, not a curated record. The transcript has a single exon. NCBI's taxonomy places the organism in Eukaryota, Euglenozoa, Kinetoplastea, Trypanosomatida, Trypanosomatidae. The coding region runs from base 1 to 501 and encodes 166 amino acids.